Messenger RNA from Caenorhabditis remanei, 999 nucleotides. RefSeq lists its product as uncharacterized. The coding region runs from base 1 to 999 and encodes 332 amino acids. The record is from RefSeq and is a predicted model, not a curated record. The transcript has 4 exons. Lineage: Eukaryota; Metazoa; Nematoda; Chromadorea; Rhabditida; Rhabditidae.
AUGAGUGUCAUUAUAAAAGUAGGAAUCAAUCAACAGAAAGCUUCAGUUCGAAGUUACGAAGGAAGAAGAGAGAGUUGUGCCUCUGGUGCUCGUACAAGAAUGCUCGUCCCAUUGACUGCAAUCGUGACUACGUCGUUACCGAUGGCUGCUGCCAUCGCGUUUUGUGCCAAGGAUCGUAAGACGACCCAUGCAAAGAACAAGAACAAGAGUACCAAAUCGACGAGAUCGUCGAAAUCUGCCAAGGGAUCGAAGAGUGGAAAGUCUUCGAGAUCCCAUCGUUCGAAGAGUCAACGUUCGAAGAGAUCUUCGAAGUCUGGAAAGAAAGGAAAAUCGUUGAAAUCUUCGAAGAAAGGAAAGUCUGGAAAAUCUGGAAAAUCCAGCAAAUCGAAGAAGGCUGUGAAGGGAGCUGCCACGUCAUCUGCUUCUGCUGCUUCUGGAACAUCUGCUUCUGAGAAGUCAACGAGAUCUACGAAGUCUUCACGCAAGAGUUCGAAGAGUUCGAAGAGUCGCAAGGCCCGCCGUCUCGAUUCUGAUGCUCAGAAUAAGAUGGAGAAGUCUGGAAAGAGCUCGAAGAUCGCAGCUGCCUGUGCUGCUGCUCCAAAAGUGCAAUCGACUGGUGGAACUCAAGCGGCAAAGUCUUUGGUUGAAGAAGUCAAUGCCAUCAAACACUCCAAUCAAUUGAGUGUUGCUCCAGCUAAACUUCAAUACCAAACUCUCGGAGGUGUCAGUCAAGUGGAAUUGAAGAAUACCUCUGGAGAACGUAAGGCCUAUAAGGUCAAAUGUUCGGACAAUGCUCUCUACCGUGUCAACCCAGUUUUCGGAUUCGCUGAGCCGCAUUCGUCGGUUAAAAUUGAUGUGUUGAGAUUGAAUGGAGAACAGAAAACUGACAAACUCGUUCUUUUGACUGCAAACGCCAAGGACUCUUCGGAUCCACACGAGGCAUUUGCCAAACAAGCGGAGCAUCACGAGAUGAUGGUCGUCCCAUUGGUCGCAUCCUAG